AUGAAUUAUCAAGAUCAUUUAACGAAAUUUGUUAUCUUGAAACCUCUGAAGACAAAAAGGGCCGAAGAAAUCGCUUUAAAUCUGAUAGAUAUUUAUACAAUAUUUGGUGCACCCGCUAUACUCCACUCGGAUAAUGGUCGUGAGUUUGUUAAUUAUAUUAUAACAAGUUUAAAUGAAAUGUGGGGAGACAUCAAAAUUGUGCAUGGCAAGCCUCGUCAUAGCCAAGGAUCAAUUGAACGCGCGAAUAGGGACGUUGAAGAAAUUUUGGCUUCUUGGAUGGCUGAUAAUAAAUCAAAAGACUGGCCAAUGACAUUAAAAUUUGUGCAAUUUCAAAAAAAUCGGGCUUUGAACUCAGGUAUUGGAAGAUCACCAUACGAGGCGAUAUUUGGUUGUACAGCGAGAACAGGGUUAGCUUCAGCAGGGAUACCUUACGAUAAAAUAGAAAAACUUAAGUCAGAAGAAGAUAUUGAAGAACUUUUAAUAACAGCAACCAUUCAGAUCAUAUUAAUGCAGUAG
Molecule: messenger RNA, 516 nt
Organism: Acyrthosiphon pisum (pea aphid)
Lineage: Eukaryota; Metazoa; Arthropoda; Insecta; Hemiptera; Aphididae
Product: KRAB-A domain-containing protein 2-like
Exons: 2
Coding region: 1-516 (171 amino acids)
Biological process (GO): DNA integration
Molecular function (GO): nucleic acid binding
Source: RefSeq, a predicted model, not a curated record